CACCAGUGAGGUCAACAGAGAAGAAAAUGAAACUUGGCUUCUAUGCUUUUAACUCCAUGCCCUAGCUCAAGAAGCUCGGCAUUUUUCACCCAAAAAACUGAGAGGGAAUCUACUGAUGCUGGUUUCUCUUUUCUACUCGAAAUUGACAUCCUUGUAUUCGUUGAGAGAAAGGAUUCGUCUUCAUUCCCUCUCAUAUCACUGUAGCGUCCCCAUGGACGCUGACGAAGAGGAAGUGACAAGGUGCUUUGCCAUGAAAACAUAACUCCCACAACUUGUCCGCAACUCUUCCUGCUGGGAAGCCAUGGGCUGCGUCUGCGCCAAACCUGUCCCUAUUGAGGAUAGCAGGGAGAGCCCGAAGGCGCGGCAGGUCGCACAAUCCGUUGCGCCUGCGCAGGGGAUCGCGCCGGCAAAGCUUUCAGCAUCUGCAGCGGUUUCGUCUUCGAGGCGGGAUGAGUUGAUGGCCUUCCGUCUGACAUCAGCGUCCAUAGCCGAGAGGAAACAGGGGAGCCGGCCGGUCAGUCUUAUCGACCGGGAUGCGGAGAUGAGGACGGAAAGACAAGUCCAUCCAAAUCAUCAGCAGUUGCGGUUGAUCGGCAGCAUUGCAAAAGCGGGGGAAGGGGAUCAGGUCGCUGCUGGGUGGCCGGCCUGGCUUGUAGCCGUUGCGGGAGAGGCAAUUCGUGGCUGGGUCCCUCGCCGGGCCGAUUCAUUUGAGAAGCUCGACAAAAUAGGUCAAGGAACAUACAGUAGUGUUUACAGGGCUCGUGACCUUGGUAAUGGAAAAAUAGUUGCUCUAAAGAAAGUUAGGUUUGAUAGCCUGGAGCCUGAAAGUGUACGCUUCAUGGCGCGGGAGAUACACAUUCUGCGAAGACUUGACCAUCCCAAUAUAAUAAAGCUAGAAGGUUUGGUAACAUCACGCAUGUCUUGCAGUCUCUACCUUGUUUUUGAGUACAUGGAGCAUGAUCUUGCCGGGCUUGCUUCUUAUCCUGGUAUAAAAUUCACAGAACCACAGGUCAAGUGUUAUAUGCAUCAGUUAUUGUGUGGUCUUGAUCAUUGUCAUACCCAUGGUGUUCUGCAUCGAGACAUAAAGGGUUCCAACCUUUUGAUUGACAAUAAUGGCAUUUUAAAAAUAGCAGAUUUUGGCCUGGCAAGUUUCUUUGAUCCUGAACAACAACAACCAUUAACAAGUCGUGUGGUCACUCUAUGGUACAGGCCACCAGAGCUUUUACUUGGUGCUACUACCUAUGAUGUAGCUGUUGACUUAUGGAGUACCGGUUGCAUUCUUGCUGAGCUUUAUGCAGGCAAACCUAUAAUGCCUGGAAGGACAGAGGCAAGGUGCUUCUGGAGGGAAGUUGCAAAGGUUAGACCUGGAAAGGGGAGGACUUCGAGAAUCACGAGCUGUUCCUGCACCAGAUGCCAAUGCUGAGUUAUCUGUUUCGGUAAAGAAAUGGAAAAAUCAGGGUAAUUCUAUAAGCAGGAGUGAGAAAUUCAAUCCACAUCAGGAGGAAGUUGCCUCUGGAUUUCCAAUUGAACCACCAAGGCCAACCCGCAACCUGGAAGCAACUGAACUUUCUCAUGGUCAUUAUUCUCAGAAAUCUUCCCAUUCAGGGCCUUUAGUUAAUCGGGGACAGUGGGCUACAGCUAGGAAAAAUGAUGAUGCUGCUUUGAAGCUGUCAUCUGCAGCCAAUUUAUCAUCUCUAUCUGGAUUAGUGGCUGCAAGGAGGAAUGCUUUUUUAGAUGCAAGUGAACGAAAUAGUUCUCAGCUAGAAAAUACUGGUGCCUCUGGCAGAUUAUCCGAAUCUGGAAAUGAGCGCUUAGAAAGAAGAUAUGAUCAAUUGUAUCAUGGAGUGUCUCAGAGGAAGGAAGAUGAAAGUGACAGCUACAUGAACCAGUCUCUACACCCAGGUUUCGGUCCAAAGGGUAACAAAAUACACUACUCAGGACCAUUGCCGCGCCCAUCUGGAAAUGUAGACCAGAUGCUUAAGGAUCAUGACCGACAAAUCCAGGAGGUAGUACGGCGUGCGAGGAUCGACAGGUCGAAGGCUAGGAAAAAUCAGGGUGAAGGCAAUCUGGCUGGGCCCAGCAUCAAGCCAUACAACCUGGGCGUCAUUCCUGUGUAUCCCUCCAGCCGUAGCUCAGUUAUGGUGUUCACUUCAAGUCGUGGAUCUAUACAGCAGUAAGUUCUUUUGAGCAAUUUGCUGUUCUUGUGAGUUAUGAUGUAUCUCAUGAUUUCAAAUUUUUAUUUUUUUGGGUGUGAAUUGGGAGGGAAGUUAGUGUUGAUAUAUAGAGAUCUUUGUAAUGUCGUUUAGCAAGCACAAUUGUUUGAGGUAAAUUUAAAUUAUAAUUUUGGAAAGAUUUGCAGCCACUUCAUUGUAGUGACGCUGCUUUAACCAGUGGAUGAUCUGUUCUGGGUUUGAUGUCA
Messenger RNA from Dendrobium catenatum, 2419 nucleotides. Its product is annotated as probable serine/threonine-protein kinase At1g54610. The record is from RefSeq and is a predicted model, not a curated record. Gene Ontology annotation, molecular function: ATP binding; RNA polymerase II CTD heptapeptide repeat kinase activity; cyclin-dependent protein serine/threonine kinase activity. Gene Ontology annotation, cellular component: cyclin-dependent protein kinase holoenzyme complex; nucleus. Lineage: Eukaryota; Viridiplantae; Streptophyta; Magnoliopsida; Asparagales; Orchidaceae. Gene Ontology annotation, biological process: protein phosphorylation; positive regulation of transcription elongation by RNA polymerase II.